Molecule: messenger RNA, 659 nt
Organism: Gigantopelta aegis
Lineage: Eukaryota; Metazoa; Mollusca; Gastropoda; Neomphalida; Peltospiridae
Product: centromere protein V-like
Exons: 5
Coding region: 113-523 (136 amino acids)
Molecular function (GO): carbon-sulfur lyase activity
Source: RefSeq, a predicted model, not a curated record
GAUGUGAUGUUGCCGCUUUGCCUUUGGGUAGCUUACUACAAAAUAGGUCAAUCGUUUCGGUCAGAUGUUUCGGUCCAGAUAAUUUAUCGACGAGAACGGAGAAGGUGUUCAGAUGGAUAAGAAGCUGGAACUAGUUCUUCACAAGGGUGGCUGUCACUGCGGAGCGAUACGAUUUCAAGUAUGGGCUCCUCGAGUGCUGCACGUGUUCGACUGCAAUUGCAGUAUAUGUGUGAAGAAACAAAACAGGCAUUUUAUAGUACCUGCUUCUCGCUUUACGCUGAUCAAGGGUGAAGAUAACAUCACUACGUACACGUUCAACACACACGUUGCUAAACACACGUUUUGUAAGACAUGCGGAGUACAGAGCUUCUACAGACCCAGGUCUAAUCCGGAUGGAUACGGUAUUUCACCACACUGUAUCGACCCGGGGACAGUGGAAAGAGAAGAGAUUGAACAGGCGGACGGACAAAACUGGGAAGCUGCCGUCCAAGCAUCCGAUAUCAGCAAGUGGUCAAAAGAAUGAAAAUCCUGAAAAAUAUCCAACACACCAUCUUUGUCCUGUCAAUAAUAUUACUUUGAAAUCCUUUAUUUUCGUAGGCUUAUAUUUUCAUGUUGUUGUGUGUGAGUGUGUGUGUGUGUGUGUGUGGGGGGGGGGGGGG